Messenger RNA from Puntigrus tetrazona (Sumatra barb), 1806 nucleotides. It is a transcript of the gene klhl14, whose product is annotated as kelch-like family member 14. Lineage: Eukaryota; Metazoa; Chordata; Actinopteri; Cypriniformes; Cyprinidae. The record is from RefSeq and is a predicted model, not a curated record. Gene Ontology annotation, molecular function: protein binding.
AUGUCCAGAUCGGGUGACCGAACCUCCACGAUUUGACCGACUCACAGCGACGCUCUGCUGCACGGUCUCAACCUGCUGUAGAAGCAGCUCUUCUGCGUCUUGACUCUCCUGCGGCGCAGGGGACAGCCGGUUCACUGCCACAAAGCAGUGCUGGCGUCCUAACUCGCGGUACUUCAGUCCCUGUUCUCCACGCACAUGCUGAGCGGGGAAGAGCGGGCUGGCGCGAAGGACCAAGGCAGCAGCGGCACCGUCCUCCUCCCCCGGCGAUGGCUCUCCUGCCCAGCCCGCUCCACCAUCAACAACCUGGUGCUGCAGGGCUGUCACUCCAUCGGUCUGCGGCUGGUGCUGGAGUACCUCUACACGGCCGUGACCCUCCUGGACACGGUGGAGGGGUUGCUCUCCGGGCAGAUCCUCAGCAUCCCACCGGUGCAACUCAGCGUGCAGUUCCUCAACGACCAGAUCUCGGUGCAGAUGAAACGAGUCUGCAAGAUACGCAGCUCUACCCGCAGGCUGGACGAGACCAAGAAGCUGACAAAAGAGUACCUGGUGGAGGGCGUGCUCCUCUUAAUUGAGAGAUGUGCCGUGCUGGGUAGCCUACUCGCCGUGAGUCCGGAGCUGGCGCUCUUUCAGGUGUCCGUGUUGUGGUUGGGCCGACAGGAGACCAAAUUGCACUGCAGCUCCGACCUGAUGGAAGCGCGCGCGGCGCCACCCUCAUCCUGCUCGAGGAGCUGGUGGAGGGUGCGGUCGGUGGACUUUAUGAGCGACGGUGUGCCCGGCUGCUCCCUGGAUGCCAUGAACUACCACCUGAUGCCCUUCCGGAGACAGCACUGCAGACAGACACAGCCAGCGAAAUUACGUUCGAACAAGCGGAUGCUCCUGUUGGUUGGAGGCCUGCCCCGGGUCCCGACCGCACUCCCUAGUAAUCUGGUUCAGUACUACGAUGACGAAAAGACAUGGAAGAUCGCCCACAGAGUGAUGUAUAACAGCGCCCAUCACUGUGUGGUCGAGGUGGAGAACUUCCUGCUUGGGUGGAAGACCAAUUGGAACCUAAUGCGUGGAACAAAACUUAUCGUGUAUCAUCUUCACAGGCAAACACAGCACACUAACUUUGUAAGAGAAGCGAGUUUCUUCGCUUGCUGCCUGGAUAAACACUUGUAUGUUGGGGGAAGAGCAGAGACAGGUUAUCUGUCUAGCGUUGAAACCUAUAGAGAGACAAACGAAUGGAGCUACGUUUAGUCUCUUCCUAACGCUGGCUGCAUGCGCAGCGCCGUGCACAAUGGGAAAAUAUACAUCUCAGGUGGCGUUCACAAUGGUGAGUACGUGUCUUGGCUGUACUGCUACGACCCGUGAUGGACGUGGUGGGCUCGGAGCAGGACUGAACACAGCCGAGCCAUACACUCUAAAGCGAGCAUGAACGACCGCUCUCACGCUAUUGUGGGAAACCACUUAAAAGGAUUCUCUCAUCUGGAUGUGAUGCUGGUCGAUGCUCACGAUCCUAAAGCAGAUCAGUGGAGCAUCCUGCAAGCGCCCAUCCUAGAGGGACGCAGCGGGCCUGGAUGAGUUCUUGAUGACAGUAUUUACUUGGUGGGAGGCUACAACUGGAGCAUGGCGUAUAAGUCAUCCACCAUUUAUUUACAGCCCAGAGAAGGCACAUGGACUGAAAUGGAAGGAGAAGUGGCCGAACCUUGCGGACGGCCUGUACCCCUGAUCAUACUGCCAGCCUGUUUACCAUUUAACAAAAAUAACUAUAUAGGCGCGGAUAAAGUGGAAAACCUGUCGGGAUGGGAAGUCAAUGAAGCUAAAUGA